Carassius carassius (crucian carp) is the source of this 1690-nucleotide messenger RNA. RefSeq names its product TLC domain-containing protein 5-like. NCBI's taxonomy places the organism in Eukaryota, Metazoa, Chordata, Actinopteri, Cypriniformes, Cyprinidae. Gene Ontology annotation, cellular component: membrane. The record is from RefSeq and is a predicted model, not a curated record. Bases 331 to 1047 code for a protein of 238 amino acids. The transcript has 3 exons.
ACACUUUCUCAGUUCCCAAACCUACAUACAUACCUAUAUACAUGUUAAAAUAAAGUAUCCUAGUAUUGACCUAGUUUAACUUCAGCUGCUUUACAUCCAAGGUUCGGACAACAUUAGGAUAAAAAGCUGUGGAUAAGGUUGCCACAGUAACUUUUGGUCUACAUUUGACACACCCAGAUACAAGCCAGACUAUUUUAUUUCUCAACUGUUAAUGUGCCCUUCAGACAUCGACUGGGUUUAGCACUUAUUCCACAUCAGAAUCAAAGGAAAAGUGUCAUAUUUUUAUACAGUCACUCAAGCGUUGUGGUGCUUCAAGUUCACAGAAUAAAGAUGUCGCCAUUGGUGCUGGGAGUUGGAGCGUGCUUAGCUGGGUGGAUUGGUCUUUAUGCUUUGCUGUGCUACACAAAUGGCUCUUGUGGCUAUGAAUGGAACUGUCGACUAGUUACACUAUUCCAUGGCAUCCUUGCAGUCUGUAUAACUGCUUACAUUGGAUACUUAGAUGGACUGUGGCCUUUCACCUACCCAGGUACAAAGAACACCCCUCUGCAGAUCACCGCUAUGGUGAUCAGUCUGGGCUACUUUAUCUUUGACAUGGCCUGGUGUGUGUACUUCCGCACAGAAGGCCUGGUAAUGCUCGCUCACCACACCAUGAGCAUCCUGGGUAUUAUGCUCACUCUGUGGCUGGGGGAGUCAGGCAUCGAGUCUUGCGCCGUGCUGUUUGGCAGUGAGAUCACAAACCCACUCCUCCAGACGCGCUGGUUUUUGAAACACUCUGGCCGCUACGACAGCAUCCUCGGAGACGUGGUGGACGUUCUGUUCGUGCUGCUGUUUGUGUUCAUGCGCAUUUUUGUUGGUGGUGCCAUGUUGUACCGUGAGCUAAUCUCUCCAAGACCCAAGUUCAUCAUUAAAUGUGGCGGUUUGGCCAUGUAUGCGCUGUCCUGGGUGUUCAUGGUUGACAUCAGUCGUUUCACAUACCGCAAAUACAGGCGCUGGAUGAAUCGCUGCAGGAUGGCAGAGGUAAACGGGCAGGACGUGAAGAGAAAAUGAAAGAUCUCUGAUCAGCGGUUUGGCCUCUUGUUUCUAACACUGGAGGGAAGAAUAAAAACCAGAACAAGUGAACCUGCUAAUAAUGGUCUGCAGCUUAUAGAUGUUUACAUAUUUUUUUAAAGGAUAUCAGCUUUUAAAGUUUAUUUCUGGUUGGUAAUGUUCACAUGGGAAAUAUCCAUGUUGUAUCAAUAUCUUAUAUAUCUAUAUUUUUUUUAUAUGCCUUUAUGAUUAACUCAAAAUUAUUGCAAUCAAAUGUAAUUUAAUAUAUUUGCACUUAUAAGGAAUAAAGUGUAUAAAAUCUUUAAGUACUGGAAAUAUUUUUUUUUUUUUUUUUGGAAGACUACUUGUUAUACAUUUUACUUAAGUAGUUAUGUUGCUUUUACAUUAUUUUCAAUUAAACUUUCAGUAUGUGCCAUAUUCAGAAAUUAUCAUGAAACACUACAAAAAUUUUCUGUAAGAUUACUGAAUGCUUUGUGUGUGAUUAAUGACUUGAAUGAAAAAGUAAACUAAGAAAUCUUGUCUUUGAAGUGUAACCAUUUUCAAAUUGUGAGACUGAGUGAUGGCUUACCGGCUGUUUGAUUCAGUUAUUUAUCUGUUAUGGUGAAUUGACCACACCAGUUGAUACAUCAAUAAACAUUGUCAU